AUGGGCAACCAGUGGAGCUACGCUUUUGUGCUGCUGACGGUCGUGGCGCGCGCGGUGCAUGGCGCCACGUACGACGUCGUCGUCGUCGGCAGUGGUCCGGGCGGCCUUGUUGCCGCCGAGUACCUCAGCCGCAACGCCGGCAUCUCGAACGGCACGUUUCGCGGUGUGAACGAGGACGCAGCCAAGUGGGUCGUCAACGAGAACGUCGGAAGCAGCAUCUUUGACACGCACCAGCUGCUCAUGACGUUCUCGCGCAAGGACAUGGUGGCGUUUCAGCAGACGCAAAGUCCUUCGGACGCCACGAAGCAGUACCUUCUCGGGAACCACUCGGGGCCCUGGGCGCAGUCGCCGCCCGUCUUGAUCGGGUACGAAAAUUACCAAGUCAACGGCCGCAUGUACCAGUUUCAAGUCACCACGUUUACGCACGGCUUUGCAAAGGGCGAUGGCGCCAAGCACGUCGGCGUCGCCAUCUACCUCAACAACCCAAUCUCGCGCGACAGCGGCCGGUUUGACAAGGACGGUCUCUACCGCAUCAACACGGCCCACAGCAUGUACAGCGACCCGCGCGACCGUGCGGCACUCAUCAGCUUUGUCGACAAGUUCCGCAAGAUGAUGGCAGCGAAAGGCGCGGCGGCCGUCGUGCCAACCGCGGAUGUUUCGUCGACCGACUUUGUCAACAAGAAGAUCGAGGGAGCCAACCAUUACGGUGGUAGCUGCUACACGUCGGGCGACAAGACCGAUGCCAAGCGCUGCGCGGACGAGACGUUCCGCGUUAUCGGUGCCAAGAACAUUUUUGUUGGCGACGGCAGCUUGAUGAAGGAAGGCACGGUCAACCCGUACGGCUUCAUCAUGUACUCGGGAUAUCAAGCCGGUGUCAACGUCCAAGCGACCGUCUUGUCGGGUCCCAAGCCCCAUGGAAAAGACAUGCCCCACAUGCGCCUGCCCCGUACGUUUGAAGCCGUGCACGACGACGACGCCACUUCGUCCUAACUGUUUUGGCUUAUACAAAUGUGUGCUUGUACGAACGUAGCAAAGACGCGGCCAAUUCUCGUUACAGAAGGGCUUCCUGUGCCA
This is a messenger RNA of Saprolegnia diclina VS20, 1074 nucleotides long. RefSeq lists its product as hypothetical. The coding region runs from base 1 to 990 and encodes 329 amino acids. Gene Ontology annotation, molecular function: oxidoreductase activity, acting on CH-OH group of donors. The record is from RefSeq and is a predicted model, not a curated record. The transcript has 2 exons. Lineage: Eukaryota; Oomycota; Saprolegniomycetes; Saprolegniales; Saprolegniaceae.